ACAUGAGUGUGUAUCCAGUCGGAGACUCUCUGCCCUACUUUUAUUGCCUGAUGCUGCUCGGAUGAUGAGGAGAAGGAAUAUCCCACAAUGCCCUCAUGGACGGAGCCGCGGAUGCAUGCAGCUGUUGUAGUCGCAGACACACACACUAACACAGUCCGCGGACCGUCUUCGUGUGCGUGACCGUGCGUGGAAGCUCUCAGCCGGGCCCGCGUAGACAGACAGACAGAUAGAUAGAUAGAUAGAUAGAUAGAUAGAUAGAUAGAUAGAUAGAUAGAUAGAUAGAUAGAUAUUGUAUACAUAUCCCAUGAGGGACAACGCAGAGGACAUUGGAAAGGACUUUUAAGCACCGGAGGAGCGAGGGGGGUCCACUCGCUGCUGGCCGGAGCAUGAUGGACCCCCUGACCGACAGACGCGCGUCUCGGGCGGAGCGCUGCAGCAGAGGAGCCGCCGGUGGAGAAUCAGCGGACGAUCAGCUGCGCGGCUGCGGGAGAGACACUGCGAUGGGCGGCAGCGACAGCUUGAGCAGCCUCGCCGACAUGGAAGACUCGCUGGAAGAGAAGCUAAAAGGACUGGCGUUCAGGAAACAGAUAUCAUAUAGGAAAGCCAUCUCGCGGUCAGGCCUGCAACAUUUGGGUCCGUCCCAGAACCCUUUCCCUGCCUUGAGCAAUGGACCAGCCAAGGAGCUCCACAACAGUGUGGAUUGGAGUGAGAAUGCAGUGAAUGGUGACCACCUGUGGCUGGAGACAAACUGCUCCGGGGACCUCUGCUACCUGGGCGAGGAGACGUGCAUGGUCAAGAUUGCAAAGUCGGCUCCCCGGAGGAAGUGUGCAGCCUGUAAGAUCGUCGUCCACACGGCCUGUAUUGAGGAGCUUGACAAGAUCAACUUCCGCUGCAAGCCCACCUUCAGAGAGGGCGGCUCGCGAUGCCUUAGAGAUAAUGAACCCUUGUUGGCACGUUUACAUGUGACCCGUUGUGUCUGUUUGCGACAGCAGAAUGUAUUGCGACAUCACUGGGUCCACCGACGGCGACAGGAGGGGAAGUGUCGUCAAUGCGGCAAAAGUUUUCCACAGAAGUUCUUCCACAGUAAGGAGAUCGUGGCCAUCAGUUGUUCCUGGUGCAAGCAGGCAUUCCACAACAAGGUGACGUGCUUCAUGCUGCAUCAGAUCGAGGAGCCGUGCUCGCUGGGAGCUCACGCCGGGGUCAUCAUCCCUCCCUCCUGGAUCAUCAAAGUCAAGAAACCGCAGAGCUCGUUUAAAAACUCAAUUCGAAGGAAAAAGCGGACGUCGUUCAAAAGAAGAACCAGCAAAAAGGGCACAGAUGAAUCAAAAUGGCGCCCAUUCAUGUUGAAGCCGCUACCCUCCCCUCUGAUGAAACCAGUGCUGGUGUUUGUCAACCCCAAGAGUGGAGGAAACCAGGGGACUAAGCUGCUGCAGAUGUUCAUGUGGAUUUUGAACCCUAGGCAGGUGUUUGAUCUGUCUCAGGGUGGACCAAGAGAAGCGUUGGAAUUAUACAGGAAAGUGCCGAAUCUUCGCAUCCUUGCCUGUGGAGGAGAUGGAACGGUGGGCUGGAUUCUUUCAGCUUUAGAUGAGCUACAAAUGAAUCCACAACCUCCUGUAGCUGUGCUUCCUCUUGGUACAGGAAAUGACCUCGCUAGGACACUCAACUGGGGCGGAGGUUAUACGGAUGAGCCGGUGUCUAAGAUCUUGUGUCAGGUGGAGGACGGUACCGUGGUCCAGUUGGACCGAUGGAAUCUGCAGGUGGAGGUCUCAUUUGUGCAGCCGGAGGAGGGAACCCAGAAGCUUCCUCUCAAUGUGUUCAAUAAUUACUUCAGCCUCGGCUUUGAUGCUCAUGUGACGCUGGAAUUCCACGAGUCGAGAGAAGCCAACCCCGAGAAAUUCAACAGUCGCUUCCGUAACAAGAUGUUCUAUGCAGGGGCUGCUUUCUCAGACUUUCUCCAGCGGAGCUCCAGGGACCUGUCGAAGCACGUCAGAGUGGUGUGCGAUGGCACAGAUCUCACACCCAAGAUUCAAGAGCUGAAGUUCCAGUGCAUCGUCUUCUUGAAUAUUCCCAGAUACUGUGCUGGUACCAUGCCUUGGGGAAACACGGGUGACCACAGAGAUUUCGAACCUCAGAGACAUGAUGACGGCUGCAUCGAGGUGAUCGGGUUCACAAUGGCCUCCCUGGCGGCGCUGCAGGUGGGCGGUCACGGUGAACGUCUCCAUCAGUGCAGAGAGGUCGUCCUCACCACCUUCAAGACGUUACCUGUGCAGGUGGACGGCGAGCCCUGUCGUCUUGCGCCCUCCACCCUGUGCAUAUCACUGAGGAACCAGGCCAACAUGGUGCAGAAAAGCAAGAGACGCACAUCUGUGCCUCUGCUGAACGACACUCAGAAAGUGUGCGCAGCUGACCUGCGCCGUCUCUCUGCUCCCCCCGACUCUUUCUCUGUCCCACAUGCAGUCCCUGAACGUCUGCGACUGCGCGUUAACUGCAUCUGCCUGCAGGAAUAUGAGAGCAUGCAGUUCGACAAGGAGCGGCUGCGUGACAUUUCUACUCCGGUUGGCAUCGUGGUGGUGAGAGGAGACUGCGACCUAGAAACAUGUAGACUCUUCAUUGACAGACUGAAGGAGGAUUUGAAUCAAGCGCCCUGUACUGGCCACAGAGUGCAUUACCAGGAUGAGAGCACAAGUCUGCCACGGCCUAGUUCAGCUCACAGACUUUCCCCGACCUGGAGCUUCCUAGACUCUACAUCAGCUGACCGCUUUUAUCGAAUAGACAAGGCACAGGAGCAUCUGCACUUUGUGACCGAAAUUUGCCAGGAUGAGGUUUUUAUUCUGGACCACGAGGCCCCACCGGUGAGCCAGGUCCGAGUGCCUGGAAUGCCAGAUGUGGUGGUGGAACCCAGCUCCAGCAUUCCCCUGACCUCAGAGGAACAAGCUCUACUAUCCGCUGCUAACAAAGGAGACCUGAAAACGGUGUCCAGUUCCUGCAGCAUUGGGGUCAGUUUGUUAGUACGGGACUCUACAGGCUGCACUGCUUUGCACCUGUCUGCUCAACACGGCCACUCUGAACUUGUGAGUUUCAUCCUGGAACACGGUUCAAAGCUGAUGUUGGAUUUAACUGAGAGAGAAACAGGUGACACAGCACUACAUAAAGCAGCUUCACGGCAACAUAAAGACGUAUGCAGGCUUCUGCUGGAGGCUGGUGCUUCCCUCAACAAAACAAACUUCCUGGGAAAAACUCCUAAGGACUGCGCCCUGGAUGUUGGAAACUCUGAGCUGGCAUCAUUCCUGGAGAGCCAAACAUUAGAUCAGUCCACUGCACAUGAGGAUCUGGAGACAGCUGUGUGAACGGCUCAAUUGCAUCCGUUGGAAGAUUUUUGCACCCGCACCCAGGGGCUGUCGGCACUCCCCCGAGCAUUAGAGUAUGCUCACACUCAAAGAGAGAGAAAACGAGAGAACGUGAGAAGGAGAAGAGACAGAAAGGGAAAGAGGUGUAUCGAGAACGCCUCAGGGCUGUUGCUGAAAAAGACUGGAGUGAACAGGAAGUGUCUAGCUGUUUGUUUUCCACUGAUGUUGCUGUGGGUUUAGAAUGUUUUAUAGAGGCUCUGUCUUAGCAUUUACUUAUUUAUUGAUCUUAUUUAUUAAACUAUUUAUUCAAUGAUUGAUAUGGUAAAAAGCCGAGACGAGAGAUAUUUAAACAUGCCAGAAAUGAAGGCUUUCUGAACUUUCAUGCAUCAUGUGCUGUGCCAAAGACAGGAAGAACAAAGAGAUAUUGAAGCGGUUCUUCAAUGGUUCAGAGUUUGUUUGAGGGAGGAACUUGGGGUACACGUGAGCCUUUAUGAUGGACAAAAUGCUGAGAUUUUCCAUUUGGAAACCCUGAGGCUGUUAAGACUCUGAAAUCUACAUAACUACAUACUUUACAUGUUUCAUUUUGAUUUGUUUGUGUGCCAUUACAGUGUGUGAUUGUGAAUAUAUCUUAUGGAAACUAGAAAAGAUCUGAGCCAUAUUCAAUGCAAUAUGAAUGGAUGACAUUUGUGCAUUUAUCUAUUUAAUAUUACAUUACAUUAAUGUUUCAAGGAAUCACGGAUGUGUGUGCAGUUUUUCCACUGUUGGGAGCUGGUUGGUUUUGCUCCUUUGGCUCGUUUGAAAUGCCAAGUUGCUGAUAAUGAUAAUGUUGUAUGUGGUUAGACUGAAUAAACCAAAUGAGGGCAAGAAAAACUCUUUGGACAGUGAAACAGAAAAAGUUGCAUUCCUGACACUCGUGUUAACAGUCUUGUAUCACGUCAUCACAUAAAUGACCACAGAUGUGUCUGCAUGAAAACUGUCUGCUGUCCAUAGGACCACACCGAGCCUUUGAUAGAUUGAUUUACAUAUGAGUGCUGUGAUAUCUUGUAUUAUCAGUUGAGAUUUUAAAGCAUUAUUGUGCAUGGAAUUUGGUUACCUCUCUGGAUGUUUUUACCCCUCAGUAAUUAUGUAAUGAAAUGGCAUUACUUCUUUCUCAUUAUUAUUUGAAAUCGUCCAGUGGUUGUAAUUUGCUUUUGUAUCUUUUAAAAGAUGGGACUAUACUUGAAUGUUUUUGUUUUUUCCCCAUUUCUAAACAUCUAUUUGAGUGUAUGAGGUCACACUCUUUGUGGACAUACAUUAUUUACAUAGACAUGUGACAGAUAUCAUGUCACAGGAAAACUGAAAGAUCUCAUUAAAGGACAGUCUGA
Molecule: messenger RNA, 4711 nt
Organism: Xyrauchen texanus (razorback sucker)
Lineage: Eukaryota; Metazoa; Chordata; Actinopteri; Cypriniformes; Catostomidae
Product: diacylglycerol kinase iota-like
Exons: 33
Coding region: 387-3347 (986 amino acids)
Biological process (GO): regulation of synaptic transmission, glutamatergic; diacylglycerol metabolic process; intracellular signal transduction
Cellular component (GO): nucleus
Molecular function (GO): ATP-dependent diacylglycerol kinase activity; protein binding
Source: RefSeq, a predicted model, not a curated record